Molecule: messenger RNA, 2313 nt
Organism: Lucilia sericata (common green bottle fly)
Lineage: Eukaryota; Metazoa; Arthropoda; Insecta; Diptera; Calliphoridae
Product: reversion-inducing cysteine-rich protein with Kazal motifs-like
Biological process (GO): extracellular matrix organization
Cellular component (GO): plasma membrane
Molecular function (GO): metalloendopeptidase inhibitor activity; protein binding
Source: RefSeq, a predicted model, not a curated record
GACAUGACACCCGUUACCAACUCACACAAAUAUCUUCCUUGUUGUGACUUUUCCGAUAAUGAAAAUUGUCGCAACACUUGCCGAUCCGUCUUGAAUACCACUGAAAGUACGGAUAUUAUUAUAGGAGAACUGGAGGCAGGAGGUUGUGGUACUGUAUUACCUCAUCUACCUUUAUGGCAAUGUUUCUUCACUGCCGAGCGCAAAAUUUUUGUGCCCUCUGUUAUAACAAGUAGCCAAGAGACCGAGGUAUCACAAAUUAAUCGUUUAGGUAUAGAUGGUGCCAAAUUGCAAUGCUGUGAGAAGGCUUUAUCAUCCAAAUGCCGUAAAUUAUGUUUUCAAACCUAUACUACUGAUUGGACUAGUACAAUGAAUAAUUUUGAAACAUCCUGUUUAAUGAUGAUGCCAAAUGAAUUGGAAUUGCGCCAGUGUAUAGAUGAGGUGGAUGAACCGUGUGAAUUGGGUUGUGAUGGUUUAAGUUUUUGUACAAAUUUCAAUAAUCGUCCCACGGAAUUGUUUCGCAGCUGUACGGUGGAAGCCGACAUGGCUGCUAAAUCAGAUUUAAUGAUGUGGCAACAGAGGGGUUGUAGUUUACCAGGAGGCUUAACCUUGCCCAUUAAGAAUAUGACUAGAUGUUUACCCGACAAGUGGAAGGCUAUAGCUUGUGUUUUACAAAUUAAACCCUGUAGUAUACAGGGACAUUAUAAUCAUAUUUGUAGGGAAAAUUGUUAUGAAAUUUUAAUGGAGUGCUUGGAUUGGACACGUUUAAAUACUUACAAUCCGGAAGCGAUUUGUGCUAGAUUGCAUCCAGAUGGUGAUGUCACCUCCUGUGUAUCGCUGAGACCUUAUUUGGAAGAAAGUGAUGCUCCUAAGGAAGGUGGCCAUCAUAAAAUCACCUCUCCUUGUCGUGGUCAUCCCUGUAAUGCUAGUGAAGUUUGUUUAGCAGCUCGCAAUGGUUCGGCCACCUAUAAAUGUAUACCGGGUUGUGCUUUGGGAGAGACUUCUAAUUAUUUAGUUCCUUUUGGUGCUUAUGUUCGCAUUCCAGUACAAAUGACAGCCAAUCGUGGUGGUUUUAAGGUUUGUCGUUGCGGUUUACAGGGACGUAUCGAACAUUGUCAACCUCUACCCAGUGUUUCGUAUGAGAGUUGUGUUCUACGUGGUAGAAAGAUCAAGCAUGGCACUUUUUAUUUGGAGUGCAAUUUAUGUACUUGUUAUGCCGAGGAAAUAACCUGCACCAAGAAACAAUGUAAAAUGCCAGGUUACACAGAUGUUUCUUAUACCAGUUUGCCCUGCAAUUGUCCUACCCAUUAUGUGCCGGUAUGUGGCAGCAAUGGACGCACUUAUCCUUCUUUGUGUAUUGCCCGCUGUCUGGGUGUGCAGGACAGUGAUUUAGAGUAUGGAGCCUGUACGGUGUGGAAUCCUUGUACACCAGGAACCUAUCACUGCCCUGCAGGCACCCAAUGUCUGCCUCAUAGACAGAUCUGCUUAUCCAGCAUGCAUCGGCCCUGUUUACAGUACAAAUGUGUUAAUCAAACGUUACCUUGUGGCAAAUCGGAGCAUUCGGUAUGCGAUGCUAAGGGUGUUACCUUUAAAUCGGCUUGUGAUUUAUUGAAUUCCAAGUCUAGUUUCUCCCAUUGGGGUUCUUGUAAUCGUGGCUGCAGUUGGAAAGGUCCCGUGUGCGGUAUUAAUGGUGUGGAUUAUCCCCAUGAAUGUGCUGCCUGGGCAGAUUAUGUUUUGGUGGACUAUAAGGGCAGAUGUCGUGAGGUAGGCUUGUUAACUAAUGAAAUGGAACGCAAAAGAUGUCGCCAAGUCAAAUGUUCCAAUACUCCCUCACCCUACUGCCCUUCUAUUAUACCACCCGGAGCCUGUUGCCCCAUAUGCGCCGGAGCUUUUCGCAUUAUCUACUCACGCAAACAAAUUGAUCGCGCUCUUUACGCCUUAAAGGGCCAAAAGGAUUUAUUAACUCUACAUAGUGUUUUACGAGAAUUGGAUUCUUUAAUACAAAUAAGCGAGUGUCAACUGACCGGAUUCCUAACCAUGGAAGUGGGUAUAUUUGUGGCUAUUGUACCCCGCACCAACCCCACUCGCAUGCAAAUUGAGGCCUGCAGCAGAGAAGCGGAAAAGAUAUCCACUUUAAUAGCGGCCCAAGAACAUAAAAUAACCACAAAUCUAAUAUUAUCAGGCCUAACAGUAUCCAAUAUGCUGGAGGCUAAUGUUGAAAGUCAUGCAAAUAGAAGAUUUUCUUUGAGAAAUCUAUCUAACGAUAUUGCUAAACAUUAUAUAAGUUUGAUAUUUAGGAAAAUUUGGAUUUUAUAG